CCCCUCCCCGCCUGUCUCACGCCCUCUCUCUGUGAGCUCCACAGUCACUCAGCUCCUCUCCUCUCCUCCCCUCCCCUCUCUCUGCGGCUGGGAACUGUAUGUGGACCAAAACCUUCAUUGCGUAGCUGCGGACCGGCGCCUGCCCCCCACCCACGCUUUGCCAUGAGCCGCAGAGUGGUACGCCAGAGUAAGUUCCGCCACGUGUUUGGGCAGGCGAUGAAGGCCGACCAGUGUUACGAGGACAUCCGCGUGUCCAAGGUGACGUGGGACAGCUCAUUCUGUGCCGUCAACCCCAAGUUUGUGGCCAUCAUCGUGGAGUCGGGGGGAGGUGGAGCCUUCCUUGUUCUGCAAGUCGCUAAGACUGGCCGCGUGGACAAGAACCACCCACUGGUGUGCGGUCACACAGCUCCCGUACUGGACAUCGACUGGUGCCCUCAUAAUGACAACGUCAUCGCCAGUGGCUCUGAGGACUGCACUGUAAUGGUAUGGCAGAUCCCAGACCACCUGACUCUACGCAACAUCACCGAUCCCAUCGUCGUGUUGGAAGGACAUUCGAAGCGGGUGGGCAUCAUCUCCUGGCAUCCAACUGCACGCAACGUCCUACUGAGCGCAGGCAGCGAUAACAUGAUCAUCAUCUGGAACGUGGGGACCGGAGACCCGCUGAUUACUCUCGACGAGUUGCACACCGACCUGAUCUACAACGUGUGUUGGAAUUACAACGGCAGCCUCAUCUGUACCACCAGCAAGGACAAGAAAGUGCGCAUCAUCGACCCCAGGGAACAGUGUGUAGUCAUUGAGAAGGAGAAGGCUCACGAGGGGGCUCGGCCAAUGAGGGCCAUCUUCCUGGCCGAUGGGAAGGUGUUUACCACCGGCUUCAGCAAGAUGAGCGAGCGGCAGCUGGCGCUGUGGGACCCGAACAACUUUGAUGAACCGAUGGCCCUUCAAGAGAUGGACACCAGCAACGGAGUGCUACUUCCAUUCUACGACGCUGACUCCAGUAUUGUUUACCUGUGUGGAAAGGGUGACAGCAGCAUUCGCUACUUUGAGAUCACACCGGAGUGUCCGUACGUCCACUACAUCAGCACCUUCAGCAGCAAGGAGCCGCAGCGGGGGAUGGGCUUCAUGAUGAGGCGGGGCCUGGACGUCAGCAGGUGUGAGAUAGCAAGGUUUUUCAAAUUACAUGAACGGAAAUGUGAACCUAUUACAAUGACGGUGCCUCGAAAGUCGGACUUGUUUCAAGAUGACCUGUACCCAGACACGCCGGGCCCAGAGGCUGCGCUGGAGGCUGACGAGUGGAUGGGGGGCAAGAACACAAACCCAGUGCUGGUCUCUCUCCGUGACGGUUACAUUCCACCCAAGAACCGUGAGCUGAAGUUCGCCAAGCGCAACUUGCUGGACAACAAACCACCGCUGGGCCCACGGCGCAGUUACUCCACGUGUGAAUCCAACUUCUCUCGGGUGACCAUGGAGGAGCUGCUGGAUGAGGUGAAGUCUCUGAAGGUGAUCGUGCAGUCACAGGAACGACGCAUCUCGGAGCUGGAGAACAAACUGUCCAAGUUCACUAACGGCACGGCCUGAUGCUGCCCCAAGAUACAACUGCAGAUGCUGAAAUCGGAAACUAAUCCGUGAUCGUUGGUGGAUUUCAGCGGCUGGAAACCGCGUUGUCCUUCCACAGAUGCUGCUUGACCCAUCGAGUUCUUCCACCAUUUCUGCAUUUCCUUACAGAUGACGCUUUGAAGGAGUCUGCCUAUUUAAGAACGUUGUUUUUAGCGGUGAGAUAGCAGGAGGGACACGAUACAAUUGCAGCUGACCUAGUUUAGUCAAGUUUAAUUUACAGUUACAGCGCAGAAACAGAACGUGCAAACUCCGAACAGACAGCACCAGUAGUCAGGAUGGAACCCGGGUCCCUGGCAACUCUACCGCUGCUCCACCGUGCCACCACGUUGGUGUUUGGUUGUAGAGUCCGACAACAGGACCAUGGAGAUGAAACGUUGAAUGGAAGAUGAAGGCACGGGAAUAGCUGAAUGAGAUGAAGUGUUUGUUCAACGUGCUUGCCUUACCAAAGGUCACAGAGUCACAGAGAGAUACAGUGUGGAAACAGGCCCUUCAGCCCAACUCGCCCAUACUAGCCAACAUGUCCCAGCCAACAUGUCCCAGCUACACUAGUCACAGAGAGAUACAGUGUGGAAACAGGCCCUUCAGCCCAACUCGCCCAUACUGGCCAACAUGUCCCAGCUACACUACUCCCACCUGCCCACGCUUGGUCCAUAUCCCUCCUGUCCAUUGCCUAUGGUCAAGGAAUGCUCAGUCGCUUGUUAGUUAGUUAGAGAUACAGCACGGGAUCACAUUUACACCAAGCCAAUGAACCUACAAACCUGCACGUCUGUAGAGUGUGGGAGGAAACCGGAGCACCCGGAGAAAACCCACGCAGGUCACGGGGAGAACGUGCAAACUCCGCACAGACAGCGCCCGUAGUCGGGAUGGAACCCGGGUCUCUGGCGCUGUGAGUGCUGUAAGGCAGCAACUCUACCCGCUGGGCCAUGAAGGGCCUUGUCCACCCGAGUGUUUAGUGUGUGUUUAUCCAUCAUCCACUGAGGGUCUGAUAUUCACCUCAAACCUGGAGACCCGUUAACGUCUGGAACAGCACAGGGACAAGUAUGUGUGUGUGUGUGUGUGUGUGUGUGUGUGUGUGUGUGUGUGUGUGUGUGUGUGUGUGUGUGUGUGUGUGUGUGUGUGUGUGUGUGUGUGUGUGUGAGUGUGUGUGUGAGUGUGUGUGUGUGUGUGUGUGUGUGUGUGUGUGUGUGUGUGUGUGUGUGUGUGUGUGUGUGUGUGUGUGUGUGUGUGUGUGUGUGUGUGUGUGUGUGUGUGUGUGUGUGUGUGUGUGUGUGUGUGUGUGUGUGUGUGUGUGUGUGUGUGUGUGUGUGUGUGUGUGUGUGUGUGUGUGUGUGUGUGUGUGUGUGUGUGUGUGUGUGUGUGUGUGUGUGUGUGUGUGUGUGUGUGUGUGUGUGUGUGUGUGUGUGUGUGUGUGUGUGUGUGUGUGAGUGUGUGUGUGUGUGUGUGUGUGUGUGUGUGUGUGUGUGUGUGUGUGUGUGUGUGUGUGUGUGUGUGUGUGUGUGUGUGUGUGUGUGUGUGUGUGUGUGUGUGUGUGUGUGUGUGUGUGCGUGUGUGUGCGUUGUGUGUGUGU
Leucoraja erinaceus (little skate) is the source of this 3184-nucleotide messenger RNA. RefSeq names its product coronin-6-like. The record is from RefSeq and is a predicted model, not a curated record. Gene Ontology annotation, molecular function: actin filament binding. NCBI's taxonomy places the organism in Eukaryota, Metazoa, Chordata, Chondrichthyes, Rajiformes, Rajidae. Gene Ontology annotation, biological process: actin filament organization; cell migration.